UCCGGCUUUGGUAGGAACAUUGUAUACUAUCCUUGUUGAGUAAUUGUUGGGUGAAGGGAGGUGGUCUAGCGUAGAAAAAGUCUGUGUCCAGUGGUAAGAAAUAAGUUAUGCUGCAGAUUCUAUAGGUAAUGUAGAAGCUUGAUUUGCUUCCAUGAUGAAAAAUAGUUACUGCCUUUCAUUGUGGCAUCCCUGCAGUUGAUGAUGUUGAUUUUGGAUUGGAAAUGGCUGACAGUGUCAAAACUUUCAUUCAGGAUGUAGCCAGGGGGAUCAAAGAUUCCAUUUGGGGUAUAUGCUCCAUUUUGGAGUUGGAUGCUCGAAUUAAUCAGAAGAGGGAGGAACAGAGGAAGAAGAGAGCAAGCAGUGCGCUGUCGCUUCGAAGAGCACAGACUGAAGAAAAAAAGCCUGAGAAGGAGCCACGGAUAGUAAGCAGAAUCUUCCAGUGCUGUGCUUGGAAUGGUGGAGUGUUCUGGUUGAGUCUUCUUCUCUUUUACCGGAUAUUUAUACCAGUCUUACAGGCCCUCACAGCGAGAGUAAUUGGUGAUCCUUUGCUUCACAGUGGUGUGUGGACCUGGCUAGAGUUUAUUCUGACUUCUGUUUUUAGUGCACUAUGGGUAUUGCCACUGUUUGUACUCAGCAAAAUUGUUAACGCCAUCUGGUUUCAGGACAUAGCAGACUUGGCAUUUGAGGUAUCGGGCAGAAAGCCUCAACCCUUCCCAAGUGUUAGUAAGAUCAUUGCAGACAUGCUCUUCAAUCUUCUGCUGCAGGCAUUCUUCCUGAUUCAGGGAAUGAUAGUGAGUCUUUUCCCAAUCGACCUCAUUGGACAGUUGAUCAGCCUACUUCAUAUGUCUCUGCUCUACUCCCUGUAUUGCUUUGAGUAUCGCUGGUUUAAUAAUGGAAUUGAGAUGCAUCAACGAUUGUCCAACAUUGAGAGAAACUGGCCGUAUUACUUUGGAUUUGGGUUACCACUUGCUUUCCUCACAGCAAUGCCACACUCCUAUAUCAUAAGUGGUUGUCUGUUUUCCAUCCUUUUCCCGCUGUUCAUCAUCAGUGCCAAUGAAGCUCGGACUCCUGCUAAAGUAUAUCACUUUCAGCUCCGACUUUUUUCUUUAGUGGUCUUCCUCAGCAACAGGUUGUUUCAUAAGACAGUUUACCUGCAGUCUGCAUUAACAUUGUCGUCUUCUACAGAAAAGCUGCCCUCGCCUCACCAGUCUCCUGCCAAACAGAGAGGUAUGACUGGACAGUAAACUUUGACCCCGGAGGGGUGGAAGCACUUCAGCUGCUAUGUGCAGAAAGUAUACACUGCACUGAUACAGCAAUUUGCAGGGCAGCAUCUGCCUAAUAGAAGAGAAUCAUUUCAUUCUGGAUUUUGUUGUGCAUGGUGCUGCAGCUGCUUAAGGCAGAUAACUUAAAAAUCUCUCACAUUUGUACUGUCUUUUUUUUUCUUUUUUUUUUUUUUGUAAUUUAAUGGAAUAAUUAUGUGACUGUAGUUUUAUAGAAUGUGUGACAUGUAUGUGCCUGUAUCACUUUUGUAUCUGUAUUUGUGCCAUUGACCUCCUGAGACAUGAGCAUUGCAGAUCUUUUUAUGUAGUGGUACCUGUAGGUCUGUAUUGUUGAGAUGCAAAAAUGGCAAUAUCUUAUGGCCUUUUCAUUCUUCCUCACCAAUGGGUUCAGAUCCAAUCCUUGGAUCCGACUCAGCCGCAUACAGUAGACUUUGGAUCCAGCUCUCAACCUCCUCCUUCUACCCAUAAUACUCUAUUCCAUCCCCAAUAUCUCGGAUCUCAUUUGCAGCCAUUGUGGUUAGAUGCAGGUUCUGCUCUUGAGCUGCAAGUGAUUUUUUUUUUAAUCAACAACUUUUGAAUAAUCCUUCUAUUCAUUUUUUCUCUUUCUGCUGUUCCCGUUUUUACUUCCCUUUUUCCUCCCAUGCAGCAGAGAAGGUACCUUAUGAGCAGCUGAUUUAGGUAUAGCCAUAAGAAGAUAUGCAUGUAUGUGGCUAUGUGAUUUUGUGGAGCCUUUCAAGGCGUCCUUUGUUAAUAACCUGUUUGGCACUUCCUUUUUCGGUCCAUCAGUUAGACGUGCUUACCCACAGCGAACAAGAGGGAAAGACUGUCUGCUAUAGGAAUCAUGUUUUCUACCCCUCAGUCGAUCUUCUAUAGAAAGGUAAGGUAAGAAAAUGUGGUUCCAAAAAUCUCCGGGACCUUUCCAGGAUUUGUACAGGGAUAAGUCCUCCAGAGGCAGAGAAAAUUUUAAAGGUGGAUGUCACCCUAAAGACAGAGGGGUCCCACAGAACCAAAGCUUUAGAGAUUCCUUUUCCAAUAGGCCCUAUCAGCGCUUCAGAAGUACUGCCCAACUGUCCAGCUCUGGAGGCAGUCAGAGGUCAUUUUUCUUUGUAUAUAGAUGCCUGGACAGAUAUCAAAAAAGAUUCACGGGUGCUAAGAAUCCUAUCCAGAGGUUACUACAUACCAUUUUCUUUCCUCCUCUUACUCAAAAGAGGAAACAUCCUCAGCAGCCAUACUUCAGAGUAUACCAUUAAGAUGGUAUCUUCUUCUUUGCCAGGCCAAAUUUUCCAGGCUCAGAAGAAACACUCCAGACCCUCAUCCACAGCGUCUUCCAGGUCUUCUAGGAGUUUGUCAGCGGUGGCUGUGGAUAGGAUGAUGCAGAAAUUUCUCAGGGCUCAGAUCCAGAUGGGGGUCCUACCAGCUCUGUCUGCUCCUGGAUCCAUGAGUGUAUCUGCCAAGUCCAUUCGAUCUCCUUCUCCGAUCCGACCAGUGGUUUUGAAGUCCCAGGAUAUGAGAUCCCCAAGAGCUUUGGCGUCUGAUUCAAGGAAAGUACCUUCCUCGACUCUGACAAUGUCCCUGACCAGUUCUGCUCUGAUAUCCUCAUAUCAGAGCAGGUCUCUGGUCUAGAGGUCAGCACCAGGUCUGGGAGGUUGGGUUCCGUUCCGAUUUUGUCAGCUCCAUCCCUUCCUGUCAGAGUUUGGGCUUUGGACAGCUCAGAUCUGAUUCUCCCUUGAGGCUUGGAUCCAGGGGCAGCCCUGACCUACCUUCCAUGGAGGCUUCAGCUCCGAGGAGGUUUUCCCUGGUCCUUUGGCCUUCAAGGUGGUGGAAAGAGCUUUCUCUCUUCACAGGAAGCUGUCUCAAAUCCUACCAAGCUCUGAGCCAAUCUGGUGUAUCUCACAAGGACAGCCAGUUCUGGGAAGUGUCCAAGACAGUUCCUUUAUAGGAAUCCCCUCCCCCCUUCUUCUGAUACUUCUCCCAAACAUCCCAUGAAGGAGGCUCCUUGGAAGAGAACGUGUAAGAGGAUACACACAGAUUCGCCCAUAGACUGUCUCACAGAAGGCACUGAUUUUUGAUGAGGGAGAAGGAUCCCCCAGAUUGCCACCUGAUGACCCCCAGAUUGCCACCUGAUGACAUCUCCUUUGAAGAUAUCCUUGAGCUCCUCAAACAGAAGGGUGGCUGAUCUUCCCAGUCACCUUCUCCUGAAGAAUCAGUGUUUCUGGAGGUUUUUGGUUCUGGACCAUUCUCAUCUUGGAUGAUCCCUAGCAGAUGAACUGAUUAACUUGGUCUCCCGCCAGGCUUGGAAGGAACCGGACACUGUUGACCCUAUUCCCAAGCAUCCAAGAGGUCCCACCUGACCACAUAGGAUUCAGAACUUACUUUUUUUUUUUUAGUGCCGAAGAAAACAGGGGACCUAAGACCCAUUCUAGAUCAAAGCAAGUUGAACCAAUAUGUAAAGAAGACUACGUUCUGCAUGGUCACAGUUCAGUCUAUCAUGCCUCUUCUGCACAAGGACAAUUGGAUGUGCUUUAUAGAUCUCCAGGAUGGGUAUUAUCACAUAAAAACAGACAAGUGAUCCAGGAGACAUCUACACUUUGGCUGGGAGCCAAUCAUUACCAAUUCUGAGCACUGCCAUUUGGACUCACCACAAUCCCCAAGGUGUUUACCAAAUGCAUGGCAGUCAUGGCAUUUCACUUGAGACUCAAGGGAUUCCAAGUAUUUCCAUAUCUUGACAACUGGCUCCUCACCUUCCCAUCCAAGCAUAAAUUUUUGCAAGCCAGGACUACUUGCUCCAGGUUUCCAACACUUUAGGCAUCUCAGUAAACCAUGCCAAAUCAAACUUAGUCCUGGUACAGACCCUGGAAUUCAUAGGGACUCUCUUGAAUACUACAACUCUGGUGACUUCCUUAUCUCUCCAUCGCAUCUUUGAGACAUCAGGUUCAGUGCAUAAUGUCUCACCUGUCUUCUCCGAUAACAUUAGUACUAUAAGCUCUGGGGUCAGUGUCAGCUACCAUAUUUCUGGACACUCUAUCAUGAUUCUUUAUGCAAAUUCUUCAGUGAACCUUGGUGGUCCGUGCUUUAUCAGCCCCUAUCAUUUCCCAUAAGACUUACUCCAAUCUGCAAACAUCAUAUUCUUUGGCGGAUUCAGUCUGACGACCUGUUUCUCGGUAAACUGUUCACCUUUCUGCCCCCAGUUACCAUAGUGACUAUGGACGCUUCCCAACUGGGGUGGGGUGGGCAUUUCUUGGGAAAGAUGGUCUAAGGCACGUGAUCCCUUUUGGAGACCAAGUUGCACAUCAGCAUUAUAGAGAUGAGCAGUCCUUCUAGUGUUGCAAGCAUUUCAAGAUGUUCUCCCUCUGGGGACUAUUGCAAUUCAAAUAGACAACAUGUCAUUAGUCUGGUAUAUCAACAAGCAAGGAGGAAUCCGAUCUUAUCCAUUAUGCAGAGAGGCCAUGAGGGUUUGGGAAUGGGCAAUCACUUCAGACCGCUUCCUUAUUGCAACGCACAUCCUUGGGAAAGCCAACACACUAGCAAACAGGCUCAGCAGAUCCAUUCUGAUGCCUCAUGAGUGGUCUUUCAGUCAUUCAGUAGUGAAUAUGAUCUUCAGCCGCUGGGGCCAGCCUUGCUGUGACCCAUUUGCCUCACCCUUCAACAAGUGCAGCAAGUACUUCGCUCUGAUUCCUCUUCCGGGUGCCACUGCUAUGUGCAGAAAGUAUACACUGCACUGAUACAUUUACAUUUGGCCCUCCGGGUCUCUUGUAUGCCUGCCCUUCUCUUCCUCUUAUUCCAGAGUUCUUACAGAAAGUAAGCAGGCUGAAGAGCUCAUUCAUCAUCAUUGCCACCAUUUGUCCUCACCAGGUAUGGUUCUUCUUCCUACUGUCCCACUUGCGAUAUCUUCCAUGGAUACUGGAGCCCACUUUAGGAUCUCCUCUCUCACCCAUUGAGAAUUCAGUACCCCAAUCUCCAUGUCGUCAAGCUUAACUGCAUAGUUUCUCCACUUCCAGUAAUAGACAGUCCAGGCUUUCUUCCCCAGUUCGAGAUAUUGGCCUCCCAGAAAGCUUCUACCAAGAAAGUUUACAGAGGCAAAUGGAAAAGACUUUGGGCUUCUAACCAGAAUAUUGACCCCUUUUGGGCACUAACUUCGGCCAUUCUUCUUUUUCUAAUAGCUUUUUUUAAAGAAAAUUUUUUUUUUUUUUUUUUUUAACAAUUAAACUUCGGUUGGCAGCAAUUUCAAAUUUCCAUUCUGGAAACAGAUCUUUUUCUCUGGCUUUGUCCAGAUUGUGUAGGGCCUUCGUGAAAGACAUUUUUCUCCUCAGACCACCCAUAAAGGGCCCUUCUCCUCCUCCUUGGGACCUUACUUGUGAUCCUUCACAGUUUAACUCAGAAACCCUUUGAACCGGCAGACAAAUGUAAUCUGAAGUAGCUUUUCUUGGAAAGCUAUCAUCUUAGUAGCUAUUACUUAAGCAAAACAGAAUUCCUGAGCUCCAGGUCCUAUCAGGGAAGCCUCCUUAUAUUGUUUUUCAUAAAGACAGGGUGGCUCUGUGCACUAUAACCCUUCCUUUCUUCCUAAGUUAGCAUCUGAAAAUAACAUCAACUAGUACAUAUAAAUACCAGUCUUCUUUCCAAAUUUUACAAGUAAGGGAGAACACGUGCUUCAUCUCCUUGAUCUGCACAGACAACUAUGUUUUUAUCUUCACAAAACAAAACCGUUCAGGAAGUCUGACCAACUUUUUGUAUCCUUUUCCCCAAAUUGCUUUGGCCAGGUAGCUAAAGUUACUCUAGCCAAGUGGAUUACUGAUUGCAUUUCAUUGGUUUAUGCUAAAAAAGGACUAGAUUUACCACAACCACCUCAAGCUCAUUCUACUCAGUCCAUGGCUACUUCAACUGCCUUUUGGUCAAGGACUUCCAUUGAUGACGUUUGUGCUGCAGCUACUUGGACAAAGACUCGUACCUUUGUUGCACAUUACAAACUGGACAUCAUUUCUAGAAGCAGAGCUUCCUUUGGUUGGACAGUGCUACGGCAGGUCCUUCCAUGAGGGCCUCCUGAAGGUUACAUAGCUGGGGACUCUGUCCCAUUGGUGAGGAAGAAUGAAAAGGAUUUAAUCAAAUUUAUUAGUUAUGUACUCGCCAUAACUUGGCAUCUGUCACCCAUUUUCAUUCUUCACCUUCCCUCCCAUCCUUCCCCCAGCCUUGUCACUCCUGGAAGUACCUGUUAGACUGUAUUGGAACUAUUAAUUUCCUGGUUAGAGCCCUGUCUUUCUUAUGUCUGUGUCUAUCUCUGCUAUAAAAUGGGAGAUUAGGUAUCAAACUCGAUCUGUGGUGUUGGGGAUGCAAUAGAGCAUUAUGGGUGGAGGGAGGAGCUCGAGAGCUGGAUCCGAAGUCUAUUGUAUGUGUAUCCGAGGAUUGGAUCUGAACCCAUUGGUGAAGAAGAAUGAAAAUGGACAACACAGAUGCCAAAUUAUGAGGAGUACAUAACUAAUAAUUUCCAUUGGUCAUUGUCUGUGCCUGUGUUGCAAGAAUUCCAGAAAACAAAUUACAGUAUGAAAACCUGAGAGUCCUCGGAGCUGAGUAACCUUUGUAGUGAUUAAUGUCAUAUUUUUGCCUAGGAUGCUGUUCAGUUACAGAACCCUAUUGCUUGCAUUAGUCCUUUACAGUUUAAGAAUGUACAUUAUCCAGCCCUUUUUUGGGGGUUGGAAGCCUUUUUAAUGUUUCAUCAUUUUCAGCUUUUGUGGCUAAUUUCUUCAUUCAUAAGUGUUUGUAGUCAUCACUGUCCUGAAACUUGAUCUAGGAAAUUGAGUAUUUAUGGAUCUGAAUGUGACACUUCUCAGAGAUUUUUAUCUGCUGCUGCUGCUUUUGAAACAAAACUCUGAACUUAGUCUUCUCCAGAGUAGGAAAACAUCUGAUGCUUCCCUGUGAGCAUUGUUGGUGAUGCAUAAUUCCGCACUGUUGGACACCAUGGUGUUAAUAUGAAGAAAGUGUACCAAUCACCACGGACUGACAGACUAUUUUGAUGAUGAGUUAUGUGCUGGUUUGUGAGUGUGACAGUAUGAAAUUGAUGUUGACUUCACAGGUUAUGACUCUUGCAACAUUAAUGUAAAUCUGCCUGGUGUUUCUGGAGUAACCAGCAUCUUUUAAUUUGCAUCUUUGCAGACAGCAGUUUCCAUUUUGUAGAAAUGUACUGGAUGUAACUCUUUCACUGACUGAUGUUCAGAUUACUUAUUCAUUACUAUUAACUUAAAAGCAAUGUGAUGCACAGAAUUCUUUGAAGUAUAUUACCAGAUACCAAGUGAAAACAUUCUUGCAUCAUGACUUCCCUGGCGUGUGCUCUCCCUUUUACAAAAAUAACGGUUGUCAACACCAAACUUAAAUGAAAACUUUCCUUAGUUAUGUACCUUUAUGUAAACAACAUCAAGGUGUAAAACAAAUCAUUUAUAUGGAUUUUGAUUUUAGAUUAAUUGUAAAAUAAUAAAUACCCAGAGGGUAACAAAUUGUC
Molecule: messenger RNA, 7767 nt
Organism: Protopterus annectens (West African lungfish)
Lineage: Eukaryota; Metazoa; Chordata; Ceratodontiformes; Protopteridae
Gene: EI24
Product: EI24 autophagy associated transmembrane protein
Exons: 11
Coding region: 222-1244 (340 amino acids)
Biological process (GO): macroautophagy
Cellular component (GO): endoplasmic reticulum
Source: RefSeq, a predicted model, not a curated record